Molecule: messenger RNA, 507 nt
Organism: Ostertagia ostertagi
Lineage: Eukaryota; Metazoa; Nematoda; Chromadorea; Rhabditida; Trichostrongylidae
Source: the annotation of a GenBank genome assembly
AUGGGAGAGAGGAGAGAAUCUAGCGCUGAAGAACAGAAGCUAGGUCGUUGUGUGGCGAAGAGACGUAGUGCGCCAGGGAAGUCGAAAAUAUUAUCAGCGGAAGGAAUGUGUGACCAGCAGCGAGCAGGGUGUGAAAGUGGAAAGUCGAGCAUGGAGGAUGUCGAGAUGUACCGCAGUAUAAAGCGACUGAGUAGCGACGGACUGAUAGUGCUAAGGCAGCCAGAUGUGCAUGAAUUCGAGACGAAACGUUACUUGAAAAAGGUCAAAGAACAGGAUAUGUAUGAACAGUACGCUGGAUUGCAGGGUAUGGCAAUUCGAAUGUCGGAGAUGCGAAGUAGAGUGACUCCGUUGAAUCGGAGGGCCUUUCCAGUUAAAGGGUCUUGCCUUUUGGCCGUUUGCACGUCCAAGCGAGUUCAAGACUCCAUGACACCAGUCUGGGAACUUAGUGGCAAACGAAGAUCUUUGUUUACAUUGACGACGUCGCUGAUCGCCCGAGAUAAGGAGUAA